Molecule: messenger RNA, 7068 nt
Organism: Xiphophorus couchianus (Monterrey platyfish)
Lineage: Eukaryota; Metazoa; Chordata; Actinopteri; Cyprinodontiformes; Poeciliidae
Gene: flrt2
Product: fibronectin leucine rich transmembrane protein 2
Exons: 2
Coding region: 1474-3453 (659 amino acids)
Molecular function (GO): protein binding
Source: RefSeq, a predicted model, not a curated record
AAUGUACUGUUUUAAUCUUAUUAACUGAGCCGGGGUUUGGCUAUUAGCUUAAUUACCAUUAAAUGUAUCUUUUUGUAUCAAUACUCUGACCAAAUUAAACUAUUAUUCCUUUUGUGCUUGGGGUGACAAACUUUGUUUAAUCCAUUUGCAGAUUUCAUAUUGCUGACCUAAGUCUGUGAAAGCAGUAGCUCAACAAAAGGGGGUGGGAAAAAAGAAGUUUCUCCCUGAGGAAAACACUCCGGUCUCUAAGUGAGCAGUAAAUCUGGCACUUAGCAGUGGUAGUGCGUGUUGGUGUGUGAAUUUGAGCGUGUAAAUGUAGUGAGCGUCGCCUAGUCCAUAGCCUCCAGAGCUGUCAAAUGUUGCCUUGCUCCACAACAUCCGUAACCUGUGACCCUCGUAACUCCUGUUAUGUUCUCGGCUCUCCAGGCCCCUCAGAUUUCCCUCCAUUGGUCCCAGAUGACAGAUACCCCUGUCGUCCUAGUUCCUCCAAACUGCCCCGGUAGCCUUUGACCUCGCCCGGCACCUCUGCCUCUGCGAACGCUGCCCUCGCAUUCCAGCCGAAGAAGCUGAAACCUGAGCCUGCGGUGAGCUCAUCACCAGGGCCGCGGAACCCAGAGUUAAGCGAUACAAAAAAAAAAAAAAAUGGAGAAAAACCUGAGAGAGAAGAAGGGGGUGAGGCAGCCGUCGGGAGUGGGACAGGUCUGGAACUGGUUCUGUGCGCCUUCCUGCCUGCCUGCAGGACCUCGAAGGAGGUCGAGUUACACCGAGGAAAGCAAGGAGCAAAGAGGAAGAAGCGUCUUUGAAUUCUCCCUGCCUUUGUUGGGUUUUUUUGUCCGUCUUGUUUCUUCGCUGUCGUGGCCUGACCGACCGAGCGGCUCCCUCUGAACUCACGGCGGCAGGAACCCACCGCACUCCGUCUGGGCUUUCAAGUUAGCGAGACCGGCCGCUCUCUUCCUCGUGCCUGGGAUGUGAGCGUAAACACCGUGGGGUUGCGCUCUCCGUUCUCUCAGCGCCUCUGUUCUCCCUCUGACCCUGCCAUGACCACCAAGUGACCGAAGAUGGUCGCUGGAUCCAAAUGCCGCCCCCUGUGGGCUCUGCGGUGGUCUGGGACCAGCAGUGUGUGACGGACAGGCGAGCGAAGCCUGUGGCGGCCUUCUCCUGCGAAUCUUCAAAUUGGCCCUGGCUGAGCUCUUUGUGGAGCGGCGAGUGAAGGGUCCCACCAUUGUUUGACGUCUCAGCAUGGAUGGAGUCGCCACCGUGAAUGAGGCCGUAGCUCUUCAGCUGAGGACUAUUUACGGGAUUACUGUCUUUGUUCCCAACUAACGGUAAAUUGUUGGUAGACUCUCCUUUGGUGGACAUUUUUGCAGGGUCUGGGUUUUUUUUUUUUUUUUGGUGGAUACCAAAAUUGCCCUUUUUUGGGAGGGAGAUAUAUACAUAUUUUAUUUUUGGUUUUCCUUUUUUUGGUUUUCCACUAUGGAGUUUCUUUCUGGACCGUGGAAUAAAGAUUGGGCAUCAUUUCUGCAGUUUUGGUUGACUGUCAUCCUUAGCCUUCACAUGCAGUUCAGCCCAAUUGCUUCUUGCCCCCAAGUGUGCCGUUGUGACAAAGCGUUUAUAUACUGCAACGAACGCAGCCUGACAUCAGUGCCUCUGGGGAUAGGGGAGGGCUACAGCAUCCUCUUCUUACAUAACAACCAGAUCAACAAUGCCGGCUUCCCUAUGGAAUUUCACAAUCUAGAAUCCAUAGAAGUUGUUUAUCUGUACGGCAACCAGCUGGAUGAAUUCCCCAUAAAUCUGCCCAAAAACACAAAAGUCCUGCAUCUUCAGGAAAACAACAUCCAAACAAUCUCCAGAGCAGCCUUGGCUCAGCUGAGUAAACUUGAGGAAUUGCACCUUGAUGAUAACUCCAUCUCUACAGUGGGGGUGGAGGAAGGGGCCUUUAGGGAGGCGCAAAGCCUUAAGCUCCUUUUCCUUACCAAGAACCACUUAAGCAGUGUUCCUAUUGGCCUUCCUGAGGACCUGAAGGAGCUGCGGUUGGAUGAGAACCGCAUAGCUGUUAUUGCAGAGGAGGCCUUUCAGAAUGUGACGCGCCUGCAGCGCCUCCUGCUGGACGGGAACCUACUGACGGACGAGGGCAUAGCGCCAGGGACUUUCAGGGACCUGGGCUCUCUCCGAGAGCUGGCUCUGGCUAGGAAUUCCCUCACCUUUCCCCCACCCCUCUUACCCAGCCAGUCUCUGAUCAAGCUCAGUCUGCAGGAGAACCUGAUCGACCAGAUCCCUGUGGCGGCCUUUGCCGACCUAAACAGGCUAGAAAGACUGGAUAUUUCCUCCAACCAGCUGCAGACUCUUACACACGGAGUGUUCGAUGGCCUGUCGAGCCUAAAGCACCUCGUGGUGCGCAGCAACCCCUGGCGUUGUGACUGCUCUGUCAAGUGGGUGGUGGUGUGGCUCAAGUCAUUGCCGUCCUCCAUCAACGCCAGGGGGUUUGUGUGUAACAGUCCAGAGAAGGUGCGAGGCAUGACAAUCAGAGAGCUCACGCUGGAUAUUAUUGAGUGCCCUAUUUUCCCUGACCAAACGCCCUGGCCCACUCUCCGCUCCACACCCCCUCCUCCACCCACCACCGCCCCUAUCACAACCAUGAUUUCCACCCUCAUCACCACAUCUAACCCUUACUACUUCGACUCCCCCUCUCCUCCCUUACCACCCAUCCAUAAUAACCCCCCUGGGCCACUUCCCCCCUAUGAGGAUCCCCUUCAGAUCUCCUUCCAUGUGGUCAACUCCACCAACAUCGAGGUGAGCUGGGCGUCCUAUUUCACCGUCACAGCUUACAAAGUCACUUGGGUCAAAAGUAGCCAAAGGCAAAACGAAGGGAUGCGGGAGAGGACGGUGAGCGGGGAUCGGCGCCACCUAAGCCUCACUGACCUCGAGCCCCGCUCGGUGUAUCGGAUCUGCGUUCAUGUUCUGGACACCCUGAACUCCUACAGGCCAGGAGAGGAUACUAUCUGCUCCGACGCCAGGACCAAGGCGCCCGCUUCCACUAAGCCUCCCGGACGCGAGCAAGCCCCACAGGACACCUUGAACUUCACGCUGCUCAUGGCUGGGAUUAUAGGCGGAGCGGUCCUCAUCAUCCUGGUGACGCUGCUGGGCUUGUUCUGCUGGCACAUGCACCGGAAGAGCCGGUCGUCCUCGACCAAGUGGAAAUACAACCGCGGGCGGAGAAAAGACGAUUACUGCGAGGCGGGAACCAAGAAGGACAACUCCAUCCUGGAGAUGACUGAGACCAGUUUCCAGAUAGUGGCUCUGAACAAUGAGCAGCUGCUCAAGGGAGACUUCCGGAUCCAGCCCAUUUACACGCCCAACGGGGGCAUUGGAUUUAGAGACUGUCACCUCAGCAACAACAGCAUAGCCUACUGCAAGAGCAGCAACGUGCCCAGUACAGAGUUCUGCCACACGUGAUGCAGUGCUCGGACGGACACGGACCAGAAACAAUUGCUUAAAUACACACUGUUUGUGUAGAUGACAUCUAAAAAAAAAUAUACAAAAAUUCUAGUGAAAUAUAACUGUACCAUAUAUAUUUCCAAGAUCUGUCUACAAUGUAAUUUAUACUGUGGAUAAUAAUGUGGGAUUCUCUGCUAUCUUUUUUAUUCUUAGAAAAAAAAGAGACAAGUGGGUUUUUUUCUUCUUCUUUUGUUCUUUUUCUUUAUAACCAGCAGGGUUUUGAAAGUCGUUUCAAUGGUCAGUACUGUACAUGAACAUAGGUUUGUACAAUCACGGCACCCUGGUGUAACUCCUGACAGACAAAUAUAGCAUCAGCCUCAGAAACGAAAGGGCCGCUCCAGAGGGCUGGGAUCCUUUGCCAACCACAAAAACAAAAUAUGACCUUUUCUGGUUAUUAUCCUCACAACUCUAAAAACGAUUAUUCCCUUCCACCUCAGUCACUCCCCGGUAAAACAGAGCAAGGGGAAUCGAAGCACUGCUGAUUAGUGUUGUAAAAUUUAUAUACAUAUAUAUUGAAUAGCAGCCAGGCAGGACGUGAGUAGAGGGUAGAGGUGACGGAAUUGUGGAUAGAGAAUGUCAAACUUGAGUAUUUGUUGAAAUUUUCCCAAAAGUGCCACACGAUAAUAAAAAGCGUCUUUGUUCUGUUGCUUCACAGAGGAGGUUAGUCGUGACACAAACAAAAAGUCUAGAAAAGGAUGUGCAGUUUUCAGCAAAAAAUAAUUAAUGUGGGCUUAGAAGCAACAAAGGAUUGUUGUCUCUAAUGAGGAGACUUGAAGCUCCUUUCUAAUUGUAAUGUGCUCUUAUCCUGUCCUUUUCUUGGCCUCAUCUUUUGGCCACAAGGGGGCAGGUUUUCCUUCAACUGUGUGUGUGUGUGGGACCAAGUAAUGGUAGAGCGGCCAGAGAGAUCACUUUACCUCCACCGUUCUCCCCAGAGCCUUUUGCCCAGACAGCAUUACUCACGCUCAAGCAGCACAGCCACGCUCAUCGAGCUACUUAAUGACACGGAAGCGUUUAAAACUAACAGUGUUUUCAGUGUUUGGUGGCUAAAUGAUAUGGAUUUUCAGCUACAGCAUAAAGAUUCCUCUGAGAUUGUAGAAAGAAAGAAAGAAAGAAAGAAAGAGGGGCGAGGGGAGAGUGAUGAAUUUGGAGAUGGCGCACACAUAACGCUAAUUUUACACCCACAUAUUUCAUCCUUGUCCUGGCGUUUAUUAGACAUAGUGAUGAAUUAGAAAAUGACUUUGAGAUCACGCCCCGCCCAUGAUCACGCCGAGCACUUCGCUUAGCUCAUCAUUAUUUAUCUCUUUGUCCCCGCCCUCCCUUCUCCCCCUUUGCUCGUCUCAAACGUUUGCACCUGCUCUCUUUAGGGCGACAGUAGCUGGGAGGAUGAUUCGCACUCUGUCCAACCCGAUUUACCCUCCAUUUCUAGGCCGCAUUGCUCUUGAUCCCUGCAUGGGCUCAAUUAAAACCCUCUUCCUGCCCUUCGGCUCAGACGCUGCGGCAGCUGCAGCACUUCAGCGUGCGAGAGGUCUCCAUUUAUGCACUUCUUAGGACUCCAUUUGAUCUGACACAAUUUGAUUUUAAGGCGGCCAAGCUUAAAGAAUUCCCGCCCACCUCUUUCCUCGUAAUCCUACCAAAAAAGGAAGAAAAAUAUGUCAACCUUAUUUUCACUUGGCCGCAUGAAGCCCGCUCUAGAUGAAAACAGUCUUUAACUCUUUGCGAGGCUCCACAGACGGUAGGAAACGUUUAGAGCGGAAAGCGUUCCAGAUUUGUUCUUUUCCAAAAUCUGAAAAAUUAGUUGGUUUUGAUUUUAAUUCCAGCCGUGAUUUACUUUGUCAUAAGGCAUCCCAAGCCCUACUGCUAAAUAAUGGAUCAACAUAGAAACAGCAAAUAGACACUAUGAUAAAAACCGUUUGACAAUUAGCAAACGAUGACUGUUUUUCUAUUUGUUUUGAAAUUGAAGUUAAUUUCUUAAGAGUGACGAGUCCAUUUCCAUCAGAAAGGAUUAGAUUUUUUAUAAAAACACCAUAUCAAGCAGCAUAACACCAGCAGCAUUGACAGUAGCUACUACGCAAAGACUCUUGUCAAAACAACAAAUUAACAGAUUGUUACUACGACCUCACAAUUUUCAAGUCGGAUUUAGAAGUUUUAUAGUAACACGUUUCAAGAAUUACUUGAUCAUGUUUCCUGAUAAUCCGACCAAAAAAAACAGGAGAAAAAUCUGCAGCGCUGGAUGAAGCUCCCCCUAGAAGAUUAACUUUAGUUGUUGGAAUAGAUUUUACAGAGCUGGUGAACUUUUGAAGCAGAAGAAAAAACAACACGCUUGUUCCAGAUCACGGAGAUAAUCGGUGGAAGUAUUUAUCCUCAGAGUUUUGCAAAAUUAGCUUCACUUGUUAGUAAUUCCAGCAGCGGUUGAGGAUGUUUUUAGCUAAUUAUAUUUUGCACAUAUCAAGUUAUUUUCUAUGUCAGCCCUGGUAGAUUUCUAUGUUAAAUCAGCUUUAAAACCUGACAGGAAACAAAAGAGAACAAAAUAACAGAAAAUGAGCAACAGCUUUGGGGAAAAAAAAAAAAAAAAAAGCAAAACAAGUCAGCUGGUUUCAUUAUUUGUUUUAUGGAAAAAUUUAUAAUUAGUGGAAAAGUUAGUUAUUUUUACAUUGUAGUCGUCAAACCCUUUUUUCUAACUACAGGGAAAAGCUGUGCGUUGGAAGGUUUUUGUUAAUUGCCUCACAUCUUCUAACAGCGUUCCAGUUGCAAAUCAUAAACCAGAAGCUUUAGCCAACUGCUCCGCUGGUUGACCAGACUAUAGUUUUCGCAUUACAAGCCAGUUUGAUAAUAUUUUAUGGCUCCAAACACCAAAAAGAACAUUUUUACAAAAAGAUAAUCGCACAGAAGAUACUGACGUUGGAGCUGAUGUGAUCAAAUGCAACCAGUUGCUGCGACUUUCACUAUGUUUUUCUUUCACUUAUUCCAGUCUGAGGUGGGAGCUGUUAAGGAAAACCAGCUUAGCGCAUCACAAACGUUAGAAAUGGGCAGGAGGUUAAAUUUAAAAAGAAAAUUAUUCUCUCUAGCUGAUUCGUCAACAAGCAUGAUUUAUAAUUGGUCUGAGUCAGGUCUUGCUAUCUAGUGUGUGCUUUGAUUUAAGCUCACCAACUGGCUGCUUGCCACUCAUGAGUUAUCAGUUUGGUCAUUAGUUUGAGAGUGAGGUAUGUUGUCUCAACUUUUCCUUUAAAUGUAACAUAGUCGGCGGUUCUGUGUGAAACAAAAUACCUAAAAUAAAAUUUGAAAAAACGGAGGUAAAACUGAGGUUCUAAAAAGCCAACAAAAAUCAAAAUGGUAAAUUCUUGCUAUUUCGUUUUCCUGCCAAUUCAGCUGCCUUUUCAUAAACCCCUGGAGAAAAAGAAAGUAAUCAAUAGACAUUUCUAGAUUGUCACAGGAUAUGACCCUCAUUUGAUCUCAUUUUUUAAUUCCCUCUAUCCAUAAACAAAAUCUAGCAAAAUAGUAUCAAAGCACAUGUCGGUUGUUGCAUUCAUUGGCCAAAAAUUGUGGGACUUCUUAGGUUUGGUAGGUUAAAAGACU